ACUUCUUCUUGUCCAAUACUAACAAGACAAAAACAGAUUAGGCAACUCUACCCAACCAUGGCGACCCCUUAGGCGCUGAGCCAAAUCCCGGCCAAAGGAGACCUAGAUCUGCUUAGCUGGACAUUGUUGAAAAGUGAUGUUUAGUCGCGACCCCUACAAACGGCUGUGGUCCAGCUACGUGGACAAGUUCAUGCUCCCAGACUCGUGGAUUGACCACGGCAAGUCUAUGUUGUUCUCCAGACGGAAGCCUGAUCAAGGACCAUGUCCUUACGAUAUCACGUUUGAGGAGUUCCUUCGUUAUGUCCUCCGCAACCGUGACCCCCACUGGAGGCCUGUCAGUUCAGUCUGUGACCCUUGCACCUUCCGACCGCACGUGGUAGGUCACGUGGAAACCUUCUCACGGGACUCGCACUACUCUCUCCGAGUGGUGGGUCUAGGACAUCUGGUAGAAGGAAAACUACAUCACAAGUCUCACGUGGAAGACGAGCUGAGGAUUAUGAUUGACUAUCACUACGGACUCUACAGUCAGCGACUGUUCAACCAGGACUGUCUGACCACUGUCCAGUUAGCCAAAAUACUAUGGCGUGCGUUCCAGGUCAAUGGCUACUUCCGGACUAACAACUCUUUCCCUGAAGACGAGCCCGGGUUGGCCCUGACAGGCAGUGUCGAAGCCCACCUGUCUUAA
This is a messenger RNA of Aplysia californica (California sea hare), 685 nucleotides long. Its product is annotated as carbohydrate sulfotransferase 9. Gene Ontology annotation, cellular component: membrane. The record is from RefSeq and is a predicted model, not a curated record. Gene Ontology annotation, biological process: carbohydrate biosynthetic process. Gene Ontology annotation, molecular function: sulfotransferase activity. NCBI's taxonomy places the organism in Eukaryota, Metazoa, Mollusca, Gastropoda, Aplysiida, Aplysiidae.